AUGCUCAUUGUCCUGUACUUCGCCAACCUGGCUCUGAACUCCUGCCUGGCAUGCAAAGAGAAUUCCGUCGCAGUGUUUCAGUUGAGCCUCGUGACCGAGUGGACGCGUUCUAGAUUCCCUAAACAGUAUCCGGAGUUCCGGCCAGCGGCCCAAUGGGCUCCCCUGAUCGGUGAGUCACAUUCAUUGAACGUAACUUUGUGGAGGGAAAAUCGACGAGUGUCGGACGGCUUUCGAGACUACGCGCGAGACUCCAUAACAAAAGGUUUGCUGGACCGUUUCGAGCGCGAGGAGGGCGCUGGGGUGGGAGACCUCUUCGAAGCGCCUAGCAUACCGACCGGGAAUGGUCUGACCAGCUUGCGGUUCAUCGGAGAUCAUCGACACCACAUGUUGUCAUUCGCAGUCCGAUUGGUACCAAGCCCAGACUGGUUCAUCGGUCUCGAUUCCCAGGAUCUGUGCCAGAACGCUUCUCAUUGGCAAAGCUCUUUCACCGUUGAUCUUCAUCCAUGGGACGCAGGAACAGACAACGGCUUCACGUUCACUUCCCCCGACUUCGAGACUGAGCCGAGGGGACCUGUGACUCCGAUAACUUCCAAAAAUCCAUCCCAUCCAGCAAGUUCCUUCUGCUAUCCGCACAUGAAGCGGCUCCCUCGAAUCGCUGUUGUCAACAUUGAACUGAUCCGCGAGGAUGGCCGAGUGAAACCUGGAGGCCACGCUUUGGAGCUGUACGAUUCGUUGAAUAGACGAAAUAAAGCGACUCCGAUGGGCAGCUAUAGAAAAAAUGAGCUCGAAGUUCCUCAGUACAAGCGCUCUCUGAAAGCCAGGAGAAAGUCGCGGAAAGUUCGCAAGCAAGAACAACAGAUGUUGAACGCCGUAGCUCCAGAUGAUCACGACACGCCGACAGAGUGCGUCGUGUCCGAGUGGGCGGAAUGGUCCCCGUGCAAUAAACUGUGUGGAAUCGGCGAAUCUCGGAGGAAUCGGACGAUCGUUCUCAAACCCAUCAGUGGAGGAGCUCCAUGCCCUGUUUUGGAAGACCGACGGCGGUGUGGUUCUUUCGCCUCUUGCAGACGAAAGCAUUUCGAUUGGGGGCGAUGA
This is a messenger RNA of Galendromus occidentalis (western predatory mite), 1092 nucleotides long. RefSeq names its product spondin-2-like. The record is from RefSeq and is a predicted model, not a curated record. Gene Ontology annotation, cellular component: extracellular matrix. NCBI's taxonomy places the organism in Eukaryota, Metazoa, Arthropoda, Arachnida, Mesostigmata, Phytoseiidae. The transcript is spliced from 6 exons. Gene Ontology annotation, biological process: cell adhesion. Bases 1 to 1092 code for a protein of 363 amino acids.